Molecule: messenger RNA, 1602 nt
Organism: Lachancea fermentati
Lineage: Eukaryota; Fungi; Ascomycota; Saccharomycetes; Saccharomycetales; Saccharomycetaceae
Source: the annotation of a GenBank genome assembly
AUGUCCGAGUCGAAUAACUUCGCUAUCCAAGGUUAUAAUCUUUCUAAGCUACUCAAAAGACUAGAAGAUGCAACCGCACGUUUAGAGGAUGUAACCUUAUAUCAAGAAGGUUACAUCCAGACAAAAAUUAACAAAUUAAGCACGAAUGUAGGUGUCCAAGAAGGAAGUUCGCUUCAAACUCAGCCUUCUCUCCUCGAAACAAAACAACAGGACGCUGAUACUAAUCCUGAGGCUCUCAUAGAGGAGCCUAAAUCUAUUAAAGAAUUUGUAAAUCUGAUUAAGAACAGCGUUGAUCCCUUUUACGAACUCUCAGGACAGAUUGACCCUGUUGUCAAGGAGGCGGUUGGUUAUUUCAAAGGCGCAUUUGAGGGUCAAUUGAACUUUCUCAGAGCUGCGGUGCUUUCUAAGAAGCCAGAUAUGACAUCUGACGCGUUCGUAGCUUCUUUGAAGCCAAUUAAUGAAAGUAUUAUGGCAAUUGGAGAACUAAAGGACAAGAAUCGUCAAAGCAAGUUUUUUGCGCAUCUCAAUGCUGUUGCAGAAGGAUCGCCUAUGUUUAGUUGGAUUGCUGUUGAUACUCCUGUUUCCAUAAUUAGCGAUUUCAAAGACGCAGCCCAAUUUUGGACAAACAGGGUAUUGAAAGACUUUAAGGAAUCAGACCCAAAUAGUGUCGAAUGGGUCAAAAAGUUUUUAGCCAUCUUUGACGAAUUGAAGAGCUACAUCAAGGAAUAUCAUACUACAGGUCCAUCAUGGAACGUCAAAGACGGUAUUGAUUUCGCAGAAGCAGUCCAGAAAGUGAAUGCCGGAACCUCUGCUUCUUCUAACUUAGAACCACCAGUUGCCCCAUCUGGCGGUAGUACAGCAGGACCUCCACCGCCACCCCCUCCUCCAGCUCCACCUUCUUCCGUCUUUGAAGUCAAGGAAGAUAAGAAAACAGAGUCGGGCAUAGGCGCCGUUUUUGCUGAGCUGAAUCAAGGUGAAGGAAUCACCAAGUCCUUGAAAAAAGUGGACAAGUCUCAACAGACCCAUAAAAAUCCAGAGCUACGUGCAUCUUCAACAGUAUCAUCUGCGUCAGCCAAGGCUCCCCCACCAAAGCCUAAAAAGCCAACAACUUUGAAAACCAAAAAGCCUCCUAAAAAAGAACUAAUUGGUAAUAAAUGGUUCGUUGAAAACUUUGAAAACGAAGAAACUCCUAUCGUAAUCGAGGGUAACAGGGAUGAGUCGAUUUUCAUUGGUAAUUGUUCAGGCGUUUUAGUUCAAAUUAAGGGCAAAGUCAAUGCCAUUACGCUAAAUGCUACGGAUCAAUGCAGUGUUGUUUUGGAAAGCAGUAUAUCUGGAAUGGAUAUCAUAAAGUCUAUCAAAUUCGGUGUGCAGGUUGAGCAAUCGUUACCGCAAAUCAGUAUUGAUAAAAGUGAUAAUGGAAGCAUUUACCUCAGUAAGGACUCCCUCAAUACUGAAGUCUACACGUCCUGUUCGACUUCUAUCAAUGUAAAUCUACCAGUCGGUGAAGAUGGGGAUUACGUUGAAUUCCCAGUACCAGAACAGCUCAAGCACACCUUUACAGAUGGAAAAUUAUCCACAUCUGUUUACGAGCAUGCAGGUUAG